AUGCAAAGAGAAGAUUCAUGUCAAAGUACUGAAUGGUUUGAUUCAGUAAGCAGACAAUAUAGUAAAUGGUCUAGAACAAGUUACUAUACAGCUCGCACAGAACUCUCUAUAUUUGAAGAUGAUGAAUAUCGAAGUGAUAGUUCUAAAAUUAUAGAAAACAUUGAUGAUGUUGCUACUUCUUUUGAAACACCAGUUAUAACCCGGAAAUCUGUAAGUUUUAAAUUACUAGAUGAUAAACAUCGGUCAGAAACUGUAGAUAUAAGUAUAUUGCAAGGAUCAGGUGAAGAAAUAAGAAAUCAACAUACAGUAAGAAAUAGAUCUCAAUCCUCACCAAUAAAAUCAAUAUUGAGGAAUUUUAAAUCAGAAUAUGAAGAACAACCAUUAAUCCUACCACUAGUAGAUUUACCAAUGAUUAAAGAUAGACAAGAUAUUUUUUAUUAUCCUACAUUAUAUCCACCAAAUAUAGAAAAUGAUUUAAAUGAUCUAGAUUUUAGUAAUAAAGGGUUUCAAAUAGAAGAUAGAACCAGAAUUGAUUAUGUAGAUUCAAAUAAAAGUAUACAGUCAAGAUCUUCUAAUACAAUAUUUCAUAUAAGAACAUCAUUUAAUAAUGAAAAUUUAGCUUCAGCCGAAUGUCUAGAAAAAGAUCAUAUUUGUAAACAAAUAGUGUAUAUAACAAAACCUAGACCAACUACAUGCCCUACUGAUACAUUAAAUUAUGAGUGUGUCUCAAUUAAGGUAAAUAGAGCAUUGACAACUCCUUUAAAUGAACUAGUUUCAACUCCAAUACUUUCUACAAUAAUUGAAGAAGAGAAUGAAGUAGAAAAGACAUCAGAAAAUUCCUCAUGUCUAUAUUGUUCUAGAGUAUGCUGUUUUAAUUAG
This is a messenger RNA of Cryptosporidium muris RN66, 879 nucleotides long. RefSeq lists its product as uncharacterized. NCBI's taxonomy places the organism in Eukaryota, Apicomplexa, Conoidasida, Eucoccidiorida, Cryptosporidiidae. The transcript has a single exon. The record is from RefSeq and is a predicted model, not a curated record. The coding region runs from base 1 to 879 and encodes 292 amino acids.